AUAGUACGCGGCUCCUCGAAACAAACAGCCUGCCAUGCGACCGUGAAUUGCGCACGCCACCCAAAUGAAACACCGCCACCUAAUUUGCUGUCUCGCCAGUGCUUCUCUUCCCACGUCGCUCGUCCUCCCUUGAUUUCCAUCGCCUCUAGCUACGAUACCCCUCCGCCGGCCGCCAUGGCAUCCCUCGGCGCGCCUCUGAGCGUGCAGGACCUCACGGAUCAGGCAUCCAAGUACGAAUACAAUGCAUACAUCCCGCUGCGGAACUGGCUGCGGACAGCGAGCAUGAUGCACAAGCAGGCGCAAGUGUAUGCAGCAGAAGGGAACGACCCGCAAACAUACCUGCUGCUGUACAGGCAUGCAAACCUUGUCCUCGAACACCUCACAAACCACCCCGAGAGGAACCUUCCCGAAAACCGCAAAGCGCUGAGUGCUGCGACGGCGGCUGUAGGCUCCGACAUUCAGACGCUGGAGGACAUACGGCCGCGUAUAAAGAAGAGGCAUGAGGAGUUCCAGGCGAGGCGAAAAGCGCAGCAGAAGUCUCUGCAAUCUUUAGAAGACAAGAGCGAGCGACUUGUGCCCCAGGAAUUGGAUGGUACGUCGCGGGUAGCUCACAGGAGAAGCUAUGAGAAGCAGACGUUAGAUGCUAUCGGCAAUCAGACUCUAGCAGCGAAGCUGGCACAAAGAGAGGUCAGGAGAAGAGAUGCCGCGAGGAGGAGCGUCCGGCAAGCUGGUGUGUCGGAAGAGGAAGAAAGCGAGCGGAGGACGGGCGGUGUCUGGGGAGACUGGGAGAAAGAGCUUAAGCGUCAGAGCACCGAGGCAGAUGGUGAUCUUUCGGCUCAGCUCCAAGAGGUAGCACGUAUGCAGCGGAACGGGCACCAAACAUCCAACUACUCACGCCCCUACUCCCAGACAUCUUCCUCAUACCAUUAUCCAUCAGUGCCACACCAUGGACAGCAAGAACGACGGACGGACGUGCAUUCACAACCCCCCGUACCUGCCCGACCACCAAAAGAACAUCUCCCUCCGCCAUACGACCCAUUCGCCAUCCCGCCUGCACUACCGCCGAAACCUCCAGGGCAGCUUACCUCUAGACUACUCUCCGAACAACAACCACAACCGCCCCCCGUCCCAGGCAAAUACACUGACAGCGCCCCGUCCGCGCCUCCUUUACCUGGAAAGAUACCUCCCACCGCGCGAGCCGACACACCAACCACCGACCUGGACGAGUUCACCUUCAAGCCCGCCGCAUACCUCGAAAACGGCGCUCCCCUCCGCACUAUUUUCCUCCCCACUCCUCUCCGCCACCACUUCCUUAACGCCGCAUCCACAAACACACGCCUCAAUCUCGAGACCUGCGGCAUGCUGUGCGGUAUACUGAAGAAUAACGCGCUCUUCAUCACGCGGCUCGUUAUCCCCGCGCAGACGAGCACCAGCGAUACAUGCGAGAUGACCAACGAAAGCGAUCUGUUUGACUACUGUGACAAAGAGGAAUUGAUGGUGCUGGGCUGGAUACACACGCAUCCCAGUCAGACGUGCUUCAUGAGCUCGAGGGAUCUGCACACCCAUGUGGGGUAUCAGGUCAUGAUGCCCGAGUCUAUCGCUAUCGUGUGUGCGCCGUCCAAGUCGCCGAGCUGGGGCUGCUUCCGCCUGACAGAUCCGCCGGGCAAGCAUGCGAUUCUGAGCUGCAGUAAGCCCGGUAUUUUCCAUCCGCACGACGUGGAUAAUAUUUAUACCGAGGCGUUGAAGCCGGGACAUGUGGUUGAGCUGGAUAAUGGGCCUUUGGAGGUGGUGGAUAUGCGGCCGAAGCGGUAGGGGUCGGUCGGUUUUACGGCGAAGAGUGCGAGUGUGCAGAGCGUGGUGCUGGGGUGUGAUUAUUGGCUGGGACUGUAUGACUUGAUGAUUGACUUGAGCGGUGCUUGCCGUUGGUACGACGUAUGGUAGAGUGAGGUACUGUGUUGGCUUGAGGCGGAUCAGGAUACAGUGUGCUGUGCCAGAUCUGUGAGGGGAUCAUGCAUCAAGUGUGCUUGGACGCCACUUAUUGCACGAGAAUCAACGAUAGACCACGCAAUGCAAC
Molecule: messenger RNA, 2074 nt
Organism: Paraphaeosphaeria sporulosa
Lineage: Eukaryota; Fungi; Ascomycota; Dothideomycetes; Pleosporales; Didymosphaeriaceae
Exons: 4
Coding region: 175-1812 (545 amino acids)
Biological process (GO): protein K63-linked deubiquitination
Cellular component (GO): membrane; endosome
Molecular function (GO): metal-dependent deubiquitinase activity; K63-linked deubiquitinase activity; protein binding
Source: RefSeq, a predicted model, not a curated record